GGGAUCUUUUUCAAAUUCAAUUCCAACAAACCCCAAACAUUAAACCCAAUCCAUAAUCAAUUUCAAAACUAAGAAAAAGGGUUUCUUUUGUGGGUUAUGCGUACUCAAAAGGGUGUGUUUGGGGGUUGUUCUGAAAAACUCCCCACAAACCCUCUCACAAAUUUCGAUCAAUCGUAUCUACAAACAGAGAAAAAGAGUAGAAUUUGAGAAAUUUUUUUGGGUUUUAUUCGAACUUUGAAAGAUGUUGUGUGGAAUGAUGCGCAAGAAAAAGAAAACAGGAACUCCUGUAUAUAUAAAUGUCUAUGAUCUUAUGCCUGUCAAUAGUUUCGUAUAUUGGUUUGGCCUUGGUUUUUUUCACUCUGGUGUUCAAGUUUAUGGGGUCGAGUAUGCGUUUGGUGGUAGCGACAAUUCGAGACCUGGAAUACUCAAAUUGGAACCGAAACAUUUCCAAGGUUUACAAAUAAGGAAAUCUAUUUUAAUUGGAAGAACAGAAAUGGAUGAACAAGAAUGCAGAGAAUUCAUAAAGAAAAUGGCAAAAGAGUAUCCUGGAAAUAGUUACAACAUCAUUUUCAGAAACUGCAAUCAUUUUGCGAAUGAUGCGUCUAAAAGAUUGACCAAAAAGUCAAUCCCAGGGUGGAUCAAUCGACUCGCUCGACUCAAUUUUCUUUAUUCUUGCCUACUUCCGGAUGGUUGGAAUGAAACACCGCCUAGAGCAGUUGUGGCAGCUAAUAAUAACAAGAAGUAGAAGGUGAGUUGGUGGUUGUUUUGGUCUUUUGUGUAUGCGAUAAAAGUCUUCUAAGUGCUAGAAAUUUUGGUAUGUUAAUGGUUUUUAAGUUGUGUUCAAGAGAACUGAAUGUGAGGUGUUAUAAAUGUG
This is a messenger RNA of Lactuca virosa, 874 nucleotides long. The record is from the annotation of a GenBank genome assembly. Lineage: Eukaryota; Viridiplantae; Streptophyta; Magnoliopsida; Asterales; Asteraceae.